CAAGAUGGCAGAUAAUGGUACUGAUAAUACAAGCAACGAUGCCACUACUAGUACCGGUAGUGCCAAUGAUGCUGCAGUUGUGACGCUGGAGGAAUGGGCCAACAGCUUGGUUGGUCGCGAUUGGGAGAUUUUUUGGGCCGACGAUGGUUGUUGCGAAAAGCAACAAGGGCAUGAAGAAGAGGAAGAGGAAUCGGAGGAUGUGGAAGAUUGGUACGAUGGUCACAUUGAUCAAAUCGAAGAGUUGCGAGACGGCAACUACUCGUUUCGAGUGCGAUUUGUGGGAGACGACACAAUUUAUUCCAUGGUCUUGGUUCCUGGCAGAGUGAGGCCCAGUGUCAGGGCUUGGAUCAAACGAUCCAAAGCCAUUCUGGGAAACCAGGCAUUGGCAAAAACCAUAAAAUCCGUCGUGGACUGGGAAAACGCAUUGCCAAUUGACACCAGAACACUUCAGGAUACACCGCAUUUGGAUAUUUUGCAAAACCAAAUCGAGCAAGACACUAUUAAUACCGACAACCAACACGCUCUCAUGGAAAAUGCCCAGCAGCAGCACGAUACGGGUGACAAUGCAACCACACCAGCUGCAGCAGGAGAAGCUCGAGACUUGCCAGAAAUACAAGAAUUCGAAGAAAUUAAGCGAUUGUCGUAUUUAUUGAGAUCUCAGCAGUACCUACGAACGAGAUUGGCGCCCAUUGGCGAGGAGGACAAUGAGGGGCCCUCCGAAGCCUACGUGACGCACCUGCUCCAGUGCCUGACUUAUCUCGAGCAAGCUUGUCAAUGGUAUAUUGCCUCCUGGAAACUGCACCACACCGUCUUUUUCAACGACAAUUCACAGAAUGAUUCCACACAACAACCAACUCUUCUGGGAGAAGAUUUUGCAGUCCAACGGGGCCUUCAAGAAGGUAGAAAAGUUAUCACUCAAUUGCUACGAGUGGACACUUCCCUGGCCGGAUCUAAACGACGAAGGCCGGCGGAAAACAGUCCCGGUGGCACUAGGAAAACCAAACGCCGCAGAAGGAACAAAUCACUCAUGGAUUACAUCAAAGAAAGUGAACGAGGCUGCGACACGCCCAAUCCAGAAGAGGACGAGUUCCUUUCCGCCGAGGCUGUUUCCAAUUUUGUCAAGCAGAUACAAAGCAACGACAAUCGAUGGUACACCAAACAUUUUGGAAAAAUGAUGCAAAGCCUGAGCUCUAAUAUUGUCGAACCGUUGCAGGCAUGGAGAAAGCUAGUGGAAGUUGCCCUGGGAGAAAGGGAAGCUACUAUGGAAGACACGGAAGGCGAAACCAGCGAAGACGAUGAAAAGAGUGAUGACGAAGGCAACCCGGGACCACAACAAUUAAAAAUCUACACACACGAUGAAAUCGAGGCACUUUUGACAAAAUCAAACCACGAUGACGUUCUUCGCCAUUUCAAUCUCUCUCGAUGGCAAGACCGUCUUCGACAAAAGCUUUCUGCUGUUGACGAAUUCGAGACACGUUGUCGGACCUUGCUUUCACUGGUCUACAGCAAGCCAGAGGCAGAUAUUUCAACAAAGGAAAAUGAUAGCAUUUACCAGGAACUGGGACAACUCAAGGCGCGAGCAGCGUCGCCCACUUCGAGCGUCGCCAACGUCAGCGUCUCGUCCCAACAAGUCCUUGACGAUGCGGUGGCCAUUCGCUCCUGGUAUCUUGACUUGCACCGAAUAGAACAUGCCAAGGAACGACUCGUAUUUGUGGAACAAAUGGCUACUAGGGCUUCCCAACUGCCUAGGCUUUCUCCUACGCCGACGUCGUCGGAAGAAGGCUCGGCGUCCACGGCUCCGGACCCCCUUUUCGAACAAGCAGUAGCGCGGCUCAACCAGAUAUCACAGGGCCAUUUCGAUCAUCUGGCACGCUUCAAUGAAUACCGAAGCAUUCUCAUUUCGAGAAUGGGCGCGACGGAAACAACAGACAAAGAUUUUACCAAACUGGAAAGCGUACAGAUCGCCGUUCAGGAGCUGGCCAAGGUUCCCGUUCUGUCAAUGGCCGAAGAGAUGCUCCUCAUUCGCCGUGACGUGCUCGUGUGGAAGUCGAGAGCUGAGCAAGAUCUCUUCAAAACAAGCAUCAGCUUCAACGAACUUCUGGCUUUCAAGAAAUCAUUAGAUCUGAUUCUCGCUGGCCGCUCAGAGACCAGAAUUCCAGUUAUUGCUACUACAGAGGCAAACGACGAAGUGAAUGCGGAAAUUCGGUCCUUUGCGGCGGAUGACGUCAAUGCAUUCUGCGGUACGCUGGUCGCAGCAAUGAACACCAAAUACACCGGGAGCUGUGCUUGGAAAGAUCGCGCCGAUGCUAUUAUCGGGGCAAUCAAGCACCAUCGAGAGCAAAGCACCGGAUCAUCUCAAAAAACCUUGGCCAUGGUGGAUUUGAAGCGAGUAAGCGGUCUCCUUCGCGAAUACGAGGAUCUGGAAAUCCAGUUCCCAGAAGAGCGCUCGUUCCUAGAAGAUGUGUCCGAUACGGCUACCAAGUGGUCCCAGGAUCUACUAGAUUUUGCGAGAGAUGAAAGCAGACCGCUUUCUGAGCUACGUCUGCGCCUGCAGGAAACCAGACAGGUCGGCGGACGUCCCGCUGGUAUCAUCAUUGACCCUGCCAGACAUAUCGUUGAUGUAUCGCUCGAGCUACUACAGUGGCAUAAGAUUCUGGUGGAUGCGAUGAAAGAAGCCACGGGAUAUCUUCGGGAGAAUCAAUUGAUGGGGAAAGCGGCGGAGCUGCAAAACUCGAGCUCGCUGUUUUUGCUCGUUUCUGAGGGGCGUGAGAUCCUCCAAGUUUUCGCCGACGAGACAGGACAAAAGCACAUGGUAGAUCCGACCGUGGCCUUGCAGUUGAUGUCGAAAGCACUAGAUUCAAGGAGGCCAAUGCGAGUGCUUGCUCGAGCGAAACUGGAGUCUCACCCGCUCUGUGGCUCGAUACUCGACCGCCUCAUUCGUGAGGAUGAACGAGAAGGGUUGCCGCUGAAGUUCUUGCUCCUUGUAUACUGGAACGCUUCCGUUUCUGACUUUGUCGAAAAGUUUGGGAACAAGCACGAAACUGGUACAAUCUUGACUCUUGUGGCCGCGAAAAACCUGAUGCUUGAGAGACCAAUUUUAGCAAACUCGGAAGGAUGGGGGUUUCUCUUUUCUACUCGAGAGGAACAAUUUGUGGAUCUGAUUUCCAGAGGUGACCGGUUAGAGAAUGAAGCGACAAAAAUGCUUGGAGCUGCGAAAGAAUUGUUGCGCGGGUCGUGGAAACAGAUGGAAGCAAUCCAAAUUCACCUUACGAGUCUUCAGCAGAUUCUCCGCCAAUUUAGAGCCUCGUUUACCAAGGUUGGAACGGUACUUGCCCUCGACAAACAGUUAGAACAGCAACUUGACUACCAUUCCAGGGUGUUUGGUUGGGUGACACGCACCUUUGGGUACAACUUCCUCCACCAAGUAGGGUGCGAUUUGUUCCCAGAGAAACGGAUAAGUUGGGAUGUUCUGGUAGCAUUGAAUGAGAGGAAGCCAAACGACUUGGAGAAGAUGGGUGACUGCGCCGCCAUUUCGUUGAGAAUCAGUGAACUGUUCGAAGCAGCUUCGAAGUGGCAGGAAGAGAUCACCAAGGUAACAAAGCUUUCCUUCCGAGGCGGGAAGCGUCGGGGCGACGUUGCUCCUGGGGCUGAUAACGAAGGUGCCCCGCAACAAACAGUCAGUGUAGAGACGGUCUACCGGUUGGCAAAGGAUCCAGUUCUUCAAACGGUUGCGAUGCCCAGGGAAGCCGCUGUGGCGGAGAUGUUGGAAAGUGCACGAGCCUUUGAAACACACCUGCACAAUUUUCUGGGGAAGGAUUACGCUGGCGCUGAUCGGGCUCCAUAUCCCAACACCCGAUCUUUGAUGGGACGGUCCGGAGAGUUUCUGCUCUAUAGAUUGGUUGGAGGUUCACUGUAUUCCUCCUUAACAGCAUCGCUGGAGAGCAUAUCCACUAUGGCACAAGAUGUAUUCGCAGAUACCCCCGGCAAAGCUGCGUUUGAAUGGAUUCGAAAGUCUGUUGCCUGGAUCGAGUCGCUUCGUGCUGCAGUUACUCAAGUGUCCUAUACCGCAGACACUGUCAUAGAACGACUAGUUGUCACUGAGGCAGAUGCGAGAGCGAUCUGGGCUGCUGGAAAAUGCUUCUUCCUCGACAUACCCGAGGACCUUAAGAAGACUCUCUCGGCUCAUCGAAUUUUCGUCUCAACAAACAAAACAGCAGAGAGGCUCAAGGUCGUGUUCAAGAAGGGUGGCGCCCAUCACAGCGUGGGGGGUACCGUGGUAAGGUGGUUGCCCAUCCUGUUCGACAGCCUCAGGGAGGACUUGAAGAAGUUGGACUCUUGGAAACAAAGUGUAACGGAAGUGCAGAAGAAUUUCCAGGACUAUUCCGAUGAAAGAAACGGAGUUUUCAGUGAUAAUGAUAUGACGCACUUGCUUGGAUUGAGUGACGAGGUUGCCAUGUUGAUAGAAGAAGGCAUUGGUUCGCUAGUCGUUGCACCAUCAAAGGAUGUGAUCGAUUCGAUGGGCGACCUUCAAGCGCGCUUACAAGAAGUUUUGAAACGGCACCAAUCCUCUGUCUCGUGUGGACGCAUUAACCGAUUUGAAAACCCAUCCGAUCUGGUUCAAGACAGGUUUGAGCUUUGCGAUGCAUUGCUCGCUCGAAGCUCACUGGAAUAUGAUGCUUCAGAUGAUGCCGGUGUUGCUUCCCACAAUUUGACCGUCCGGGAGGGUACGUUCCGCGAAACUUGCCGUAGUUGCCUCAAGCAAUCCCUUGUGCGUGCUGCAGAGUUGAUGGGAAUCCACUCGACAGACGACCUCGUUGAUUUAACGUUGUUCGCUUCAAAGGCAUACGACAUUGAACAAGAGAUGUUUUCUCGCUUUCAGAUUGCGGCCAGUGCAAACGUAAUGUCGAACGAAUACAAGACCAAAGCUCGAAAUUUGCGUUGGGCAUUUGAAUACUGCGUCAACCCCAAACUUUGUCUUAGGGUUCUGCUUGGCGAAGUGGAAGCUUCAGAAUUGGUCUCAAUGACCGACGAGGAGCUUGUUGGCGACUGGAAAGCUCCGCCUGGGCAAGUUGCCGACGUUUCGGAUUCCCAGAAGAGAUGUGAAACCCCACCCUCUGAGGAAAGCUCUACAGCUGACGCCGAUUCGGGAGCUCCCAAUGGCAGUGCUCUCAACGAAGGUGUGCCCGCAAUAAGUGAAGCGACCCCAGAAUUUGAAACAGAGCUCAAGACGGAGGAUAUUCAGGAACCAACCUUGUUAGCAGCCUCGGGAUCAAACGAUACUGCCAGCAGCAUGGAGUCAUUCGACCCUGCAGGUGACAGUGUCUCUAUUCAAGAUCGGCCAGAUGCUCCACCAUCACUAGCCGUGUCCCUCGUCAAGUCUUCCUUGCCUAGUAGAAAGCUACACAACUCCAAGACGCCCUCAUCCUCUAAAGCAUCAAAGAAAUCGAAAUAUUUGACGGGCACCUCGGGUAGGGAUGCUUUCGUCAUCUCCGUAUCCAAGCCUAUCAUCAAGUUCAAGGCUCGUUUCUACACUGAAAACGACAGGCAGGCUGGGCUGAACGGUCUCUUGCCAGAGUCUUUUCAAGAGAGAGGGCGCCUUCGGGUUGACGAAUUCUCCAAGUUUGUUUCAGGCAAGCUUAAGGGUGGAAAGUGGGUGGCCAUUCCAAUCCGUAUGACACUAUGUUCCGACGAAGACGCUAAGAAGCACAAAGCAUAUUACAAGAUGUAUGAGUCAAACAAACGGAUAGCUAUUUGCGCUAUCAGUGAGAAUACCAAGCUUUUCCUGGUGACUCCCAAGUUUCAAAGAGCCGCCACAAAGGCAAUGGGAAGCAACUUCGCUUUCGUUGAAACAAGCACGUAUGCGAUUGUGUUGACGAAGGAGAGGGUGUAGCAUGUAAACCGUCGGUUUCAGCACGUCCCCAACCAACUGUGUCAGAACGACGGCAUGGUCGCUGUUUCGCUUUCAACUCGUUACCUCAACUACGGUACCUUUCUAAAGCUCUCUUCCUUUCACAACUACGUGUAUCUGUGGUUGCACGGUACCGGUACCUGUAGCAUACCGUACCACCGUCCGUAUAAGGAACCUCUUGGAUUAGACCCCGGAGCGGGGGUUUACAGUACAACCGUAUAGCUACUAGCAGCGCCUUCGUUAGGUU
Molecule: messenger RNA, 6155 nt
Organism: Seminavis robusta
Lineage: Eukaryota; Bacillariophyta; Bacillariophyceae; Naviculales; Naviculaceae
Source: the annotation of a GenBank genome assembly